Molecule: messenger RNA, 1485 nt
Organism: Protobothrops mucrosquamatus (brown spotted pit viper)
Lineage: Eukaryota; Metazoa; Chordata; Lepidosauria; Squamata; Viperidae
Gene: VBP1
Product: VHL binding protein 1
Exons: 5
Coding region: 66-548 (160 amino acids)
Biological process (GO): protein folding; microtubule-based process; tubulin complex assembly
Cellular component (GO): prefoldin complex; cytoplasm
Molecular function (GO): tubulin binding
Source: RefSeq, a predicted model, not a curated record
AUCUUGUGUUUUUGCAAUUAACAAUAUAUGUGUAUUCUUAUUUUAAGGAAGAUGUAGAUUCUUUCAUGAAACAGCCAGGAAAUGAGACCGCAGAUGUAGUGCUCAAGAAGCUGGAUGAACAAUAUCAAAAAUACAAAUUUAUGGAGCUUAACCUUGCCCAGAAGAAAAGAAGGUUAAAAAGUCAAAUUCCUGAAAUUAAACAGACACUAGAGAUCUUAAAACACAUGCAAAAGAAAAAGGAAUCUACAGAUCUGAUGGAAACCAGAUUCUUACUGGCAGAUAAUGUCUACUGUAAAGCAUCAGUUCCUCCUACAGAUAAAGUUUGUCUCUGGUUAGGGGCCAAUGUUAUGCUGGAAUAUGACAUUGACGAAGCCCAGGCACUGCUAGAAAAAAAUCUUAGCACAGCUACAAAAAACCUCGAGUCCCUAGAAGAAGAUUUGGAUUUCCUUAGAGAUCAAUUUACAACUACAGAAGUCAAUAUGGCCAGAGUUUAUAACUGGGAUGUAAAGCGAAGAAACAAGGAUGAGCCUGCUAAGAACACGGCAUAGUUCUGCUAGUUUUAAAUACGGUUUUGUUUUGUCUUGUUUUUAAACUACCGUUCGGUUCGGCCUUUGUUGGACUGUGUUUAAUUUAAUCUGUUUGGUUGUUGACAUAAUGGCGAGCAUCUUUGUUUUUGUUUUGUUUUUUUUUACUUUUUAAAACGGGCAAAUCUUAUUUGAUCCCAUGCAUGCUUCAUGCGAUUGGCUUGUUGGAAAAGGAGCCACCACAGUAUGUAGUGAAGAAGCCCCUCAUCAAUCUGGGGUUUGAGUCAGGGGCAGUACAACGGGUCACUUUGCAAGGCACAGACACUCUUGGAUGCUUAGGAUUUGUUAAAGAGGCCCACAGAAUAUAUCUCGGGGACAAACAUGCAGCUGGUGUGACAAGAGUGUCAGGGAAUUGAAUACAUCCUUGUGCUUUUGGCAAAUGACCCCUUUAAUCUCGCCCUCCAGACGUUCUCUGUUUGAUUCUGUUCUGAAGAAUGGCUCAUCUUGGUACUUCAAAAGAACACAAUUGGCUUUCGAAAGGUUAAAUAAUAAAACACUGACUCCUGUUUGUGGUCGUAGUUGGUUCUGUGUAUACGUAAAUAUCAAAAAAUAUCAAUUUUUUCAAACGGGCAGCCAGAAUUUUUAAUAUUUUGCUCCAUUUUACUGGCACGCUGGCCAUUCCUCCUGUUUGGCCCAGAUGUCUCAACUCUUGCAAAGAUACUUGCUGCAACCUCUGGAACGUAACUGGUGUAGGGCAGCUCAGCUGUGUUUUCAGGUUGAACGUUAUUCCCAUGUUGCUUAUUAAGGAAGCCUGGCGAAAAUGUUGCCUUGACACCUUUGCUUUGAAGCACACCUCAUGGCCAAAUUAGCGGUAUAACUAACUGCUCAGAUUUCACCUCACCGUUCAGUGCAAAUGUUAACUGGCUUCUAGUUUCAUUUAAUAAACAAUACCUGUAAAGUU